AGAGAGUACGCUACGCAUAUCACUCUCCGCUACAGCUGAACAUACAGAAUUAAUACGAAUACGACUUUUGCGAAUGGGACAAAAACAAGGACAUUCACCAUUCGUUCGUACUAUACAUUUCCAUACCGAACCGUGUGACUUCACAAUGCACAAUUAAAUUCUAGCGUGAUUUUGUAUUUUAUUUCUCGGCACAGUUAAGAAAACCUAGUUGAUUUGGAAAACUCUAUUUUCGAGAAUUUCUGGUUAUUUUGAUUCCCAUAUAAUUAAUUAAUGUGAUGAUGGCGACGUGACCUACGGCGUGAAUUUAAUUACCCCCACCCAGCUUAGGUUAGGUGACAACAGAAGGGAGGAGGAAGUAGGUGGCUUUGCGUGGCAACAAACGACGACGGCGACGACUCAUCAUCACCUCGAGGAAUCCCUCAUGGGCUCAAACAACAGUGCGUCGAGAGGAUUGACGACACAGGGAAUUGACGGCUCAAAUAUUUCGAACAAUUCCUCGACCUCCACGAGCAGGGCUACUGCUGCUGCACAUCAGUACAAUACGAGGAGCAGCAGAGGGGUGGUCAACGACAAUAAUAAUAUCGCUGUUGCGGAAGAAGAAGCUAUGGAAUCCGAAUCAGACUCGGACUCUGGUGCGGACAACGGGACGAGCACUAGACGAAUUACCGAGGAUUUAAUCUCAGUGUUUCAAGUCCUGAUUCGCAAUGGCCAAAUUCACAUAAUGAGUUCUGAAGAGGAUUCAGGAGAUGAGAGUUAUUCUCCAACGGCAAACAGAAAAGUGGUUGCUCCACGAUCAGAUUAUGCAGUGGAUACUAGCGUCCUUGAAAAAAAUGACCUGAAGUUAACAAUGGGAAAUGACAUUGCGGGAAAUGAGCAGGGGGACUUUUCACUACCUCGCCUUUUGGCGUCACGUGAGAUGGGCAACAUCUCUCGUUUCAGUGGCUUUGAUAAACCGCACCGCAACCGCCUCAGUGAAACAUUUCUUCCAAAUACAAUAAAUCGUGUGGCUAAUUAUGGAUAUAAAGCCUUUUGUGGAACAUAUUCUAAAAAAGGCGACAUUUUCUUGUGUGCAUCUCAAGAUCGAGCUAUUCGCAUUUACGACACAACGAAUGGAAGAUUUUCAAAGUUCAAAAAGAUUAUGGCGAGAGAUGUUGGAUGGUCUGUCCUUGACACUGCGUUUAGCCCGGACGGACGAUCUGUUAUAUAUUCAAGUUGGAGUGAAUCAUUGCAUUUAUGCAACAUAUACGGUGACGUGGAUCGACACGAGGCCCUUUCUCUCUGCCCAGACAAUAGACGCUUCUGCAUUUUUUCAUUGGCGUUUUCCGAUGAUGGAAGUGAGAUUUUAGGAGGUGCCAACGAUGGAUACCUCUACAUGUACAAUCUUGAACACAACACUAGGGUUUUAAAGCUGGAGGCACACGAAGACGAUUUAAACACAGUGGCAUUUGCCGACCAGUCUACUAACAUACUGUUUAGUGCAGCUGACGAUGGAUUGUGCAAAGUGUGGGACCGUCGUACUCUACGAGAAAGUGAUCCGCAUCCCGUGGGAGUUCUUGCUGGUCAUAUAGAUGGGAUUACAUUUAUUGAUUCGAAAGGGGAUGGAAGAUAUUUGAUAACUAAUUCCAAAGACCAGUCCAUAAAAUUGUGGGAUAUGCGCGUAUUUGCUUCAGAAGAUGCUAUUCAAAACACCAAGCGACUUGUCGCUGAUCAAAAUUGGGACUAUAGAUGGCAAAGAGUUCCGAAAAAGUUAUGCGUCCCUCGCAAACCGAUUGAAGGAGAUGUCAGCGUAAUGACAUACCGUGGACAUAGCGUGCUGAACACACUGAUUCGAUGUCGAUUUUCGCCAGCGUACUCCACAGGACAACGAUACAUUUAUACAGGGUGUGCUGCAGGAAGAGUUGUCAUAUAUGACUUACUGACUGGAAAGAUACAAUCAAUCUUGAGAGGUCACCGUAGCUGUGUUCGAGACGUUUCCUGGCAUCCAGAACGGCCAGAAAUCGUCAGCACGUCGUGGGACAAUACGGUCGGACUCUGGACUUACGAAGGAAACCAUGCUUUGGAAUCGGAUGAAGAAGCCAUCUCGGAGUUGGAAGUUUCGGAUAAUCACUCCUGCAAAAGAUUCAACAGUGGCUUAAGGCGAAGUACACGUUUAGCUGAGAAACGAGCCAGAAGGGCAGAACGACCGACGAUGGCGAACUAAACCUGUGAUAAACCUAUGCAUCAUCUGUACAAUAUUCUGUCUCUUAAAAGACUCCUACCAAAGAUUCAACAUAUUAAUUACUAACGAUUACUUCAAUGUUUUAUGAUAUUGGAUCUACUAGGUCAUCUAAUAUGAUAGUCUAUAUGUAUACACAUACCAACAGCAACCUUUUUAUGAAAUCUAUGCAAGUAUUUAAUAAUCACCGUAAUAUUCAUCGUUAAUGUGUAUCAUUUCUAAACUUGGUGAUACUUUAUAUUUAUAUAUGCAAAUUAUUCUUCGUGCGAAUUAAUAGUAACGUGCUGUUUGCUUGUGAGAUAUUAGAUAUACACGAUGAAUCGUUAUUAAACAUCGACAUACUUAUAUUAUUAUUGUUUUCCUGUAAACAUCGAAUUCUGGCAUACGCAUAAAUACAUACGUUCAUUUACUAAA
Messenger RNA from Folsomia candida, 2629 nucleotides. Its product is annotated as DDB1- and CUL4-associated factor 11. The record is from RefSeq and is a predicted model, not a curated record. The transcript is spliced from 14 exons. NCBI's taxonomy places the organism in Eukaryota, Metazoa, Arthropoda, Collembola, Entomobryomorpha, Isotomidae. The coding region runs from base 422 to 2200 and encodes 592 amino acids. Gene Ontology annotation, biological process: proteasome-mediated ubiquitin-dependent protein catabolic process. Gene Ontology annotation, cellular component: Cul4-RING E3 ubiquitin ligase complex. Gene Ontology annotation, molecular function: protein binding.